AUGAUAUUCGAAUGUUUGAAGAAGCCCCCAAAUUUGAAAAAGUUAAAGUUGGAGAGGGUAACCUAUAAUUCCGAAUCAAAUAAGCUUGAAUACUUUGAUCAACUCAGCGAAGAUUUUUACCAGUUAAGUGUGCUAAUAUUGAUCGGUCCAAUAGAAAAGAAGGUUUCUCUUCGUUUCCCACCUACUCUUGUAGAGUUGAAGCUAAUAAACAGUGAUAUGAAAGUGCAUGAUCCAGUACGAAUAAUCGAAAGCUGUUGUCCCAAGCUGAAAGUUCUCAGAUUCAAAAAUAAUGCAUACCUCGGGACAGAGAUGAGAUUUUGUGUUGGUACGUUUCAGUCGUUAGUUGAGCUUGUAAUUGAGGGUAUGUAUGAACUUGAAACAUGGGUGAUUGAAACGGGUGCACUUCCUCGUUUGGAAAAGUUAUUCCUCAAGUAUCGUAUGAAGUUAGAAAGAUUACCAGAAGGGAUUAGAUUCAUUACUACUCUCCGACAAUUAGAAUUGAAUUACAUGCCAAGAAGUUUCUAUGAAAAACUUGUUUAUGUGGAAGAAUACUACUUAACAAGCGUUGUUGGUAAAAUUAAAGGAGAGGAUUUCUACCUCAUUCAACAUGUUCUAACAUAAGGUUCCUUAACAUUUCAGAUUACUGAUAAGCCAAAGGUACGUCAGUUUCUUUUACAGUUUUUUACUUUAGUACAUAGUAGGAUGUGGAAAGUCGGAGGGGCA
Molecule: messenger RNA, 723 nt
Organism: Amaranthus tricolor (Joseph's coat)
Lineage: Eukaryota; Viridiplantae; Streptophyta; Magnoliopsida; Caryophyllales; Amaranthaceae
Product: disease resistance protein RPP8-like
Exons: 1
Coding region: 1-621 (206 amino acids)
Biological process (GO): protein folding
Molecular function (GO): alpha-tubulin binding
Source: RefSeq, a predicted model, not a curated record